GGGAAGUUGAAAAUUGGUUGACAAAUGUACAAAGAAUAAAAGAUGAGGUACGAAGUAUAGAACAAGAAGUCCCCGGGGGCAUAAAUCUUUCACGCGUACAUCUUGGGAAUCAAAUUGAGAAAAUGACCAAGGAGGUGGAAGAACUUUUAGAACAAGGUAAAUUUGCUGAAGGGCUCACAGUAGAUGUGCAAGAUCCCUUAAUACUAUUGACAGUGAAAUUAGUGGGCCAAAAAGCAGAAGAGAGCAUGAAAAAACUCUUGGCAUGCAUAAUGGAUGACAGGGUGUUCAGCCUUGGCAUCUACGGAAUGGGGGGAGCUGGGAAAACCACACUUGCAAUGCAUAUCCACAAUGAGUUCUUAAAGAAUCCUCGAAGUUAUGAUCAUGUUUACUAGAUCACCGUAUCUCAACAAUUCAGUAUUUACAAAUUGCAGGGUGACAUUGCCAAAGAACUUGGCCUAGAAAAUCUUCCUUCGGAGGUUAACGAGAGGAAAAGGGCUGCCACUUUGUUCAGAGCAUUGGCAAACAGGAAGAAAACGGUGCUAAUUUUAGAUGAUAUGUGGGAGCAUUUUACCCUGGAAAAAGUCGGGAUACCUAUUGGGCCAGAUGGGCCUAAGUUGAUUCUAACCACUCGAUCAUUAUCAGUGUGUCGCCAGAUGGGUUCCCAAGAAAUAAUCAAAGUGAAGCCUCUUUCAAAUGACGAAGCUUGGGAGCUAUUCAUGGAAAAACUCCAGCCUUAUAACAAACUUUCUCCAGAUGUGAAAGUUGCUGCUAUGUCCAUGGCUGAAGAAUGUAGGGGUUUGCCACUUGGGAUUAUCACAAUGGCAAGAAGCAUGCGAGGAGUCAAUGACAUUCAUGAAUGGAGGACUGUUGUGAAGGAAUUGAGAGAAUCAAAGUCAGGGAGACCUGAUAUGAAAGAGGAGGUCUUCUCUAUAUUGAGAAUCAGCUAUGGUCGCCUGAAGGAUCCAAUAGUGCUGCAGUGUUUCUUAUAUUGCGCACUGUUUCCCGAAGACAGUGUAAUGAAAAGAGAGAAAUUGAUAAGGUACUUUAUUUUAGAGCGACUGAUAGACAGAAUGGACAGUAGGCAGGCCAAGUUUGACAAGGGUCAUACCAUAUUAAAUGAACUGGAAAACUCUUGCUUGCUAGAAAAUGCAAUGAGGGGUGAAAACUCACCAAAUGUGAAGAUGCAUGAUUUGGUAAGAGACAUGGCGCUACAAAUAAGUGGUCCUGGUUUCUUGGUAAAAGCUGGACGUAAAUUGAGAGAAAUACCGGAGGACUGGGGCUGGGCACAGGAUCUGGAGAGAGUUUCCUUAAUGCGUAAUGAUAUGACAGAAAUUAAGACAGGGAUAUCACCAAGAUGUCGAAGGCUUCAGGCAUUAAAGGAGUUGGACCUUGGAGGAACUGGUAUUGAAGAAGCACCUGUAAGUAUGGCGAAUUUGGUCAACCUGAAAGUCUUGUAUAUGGAUUGUCUAAAGGAGAAUGUAGUUGUAGGAGAAGAGAUACUGCAUCAAAUGAGGGAUCUCGAAAAAUUUGUUGGCCGAUUUGGGGAUGUGAGAAGACUUCCCCCAUGGCUGAAUGCCUACUCUAUAAUAGUUGGAUCCGGAAAUGUUGAUGAUUUUGAAGAAAUGCAGCUGUAUUCUUCUAGAGCACAAUAUCUUCCUAGCCUGGAAAGAAUCAGAGUGUGGGAAUGCGAGCAAAUGGAGGAGAUAGUAGCAAGUGAAGAAGAAAGAGAAGUCAAUGGCACAUUUUCAAGUCUCAAAGUGUUGGAUAUGGAUGUGUGCCCAAAAAUCAAGAAGCUGUUCACAGGUGGGUUGCUGCAGCAAUAUCUUCCUAGCCUGGAAAAAAUCUGUCUGGAAUUGCGAGCAAAUGGAAGAGAUAGUAGCUGGUGA
Malania oleifera is the source of this 1886-nucleotide messenger RNA. RefSeq names its product probable disease resistance protein At1g15890. NCBI's taxonomy places the organism in Eukaryota, Viridiplantae, Streptophyta, Magnoliopsida, Santalales, Ximeniaceae. Gene Ontology annotation, biological process: defense response to other organism. The record is from RefSeq and is a predicted model, not a curated record. Gene Ontology annotation, molecular function: ADP binding. The coding region runs from base 555 to 1886 and encodes 443 amino acids. The transcript has 3 exons.